CUUAUCACAGCGCAUAUCCCACUACAGCCCCUGAUUACUCCAUAUCAACUCGGCAAAAAUGAAUUCCACUGGCAAUAUCCCAGACCAGACGAGAUGCAUCUUUGUCUGCGGGGCUUCCGAACCAAAAGACCUCUGGAUGUUCGCGGACUUCAUGGCUAGCUCGAAGGUCUAUCUCAACACUGGUGGCAUUAGGGCUGCAUACAUCAACACAUUUCCCAUUUAUGACUACCUAGUCAAGAACGAGCGUGUAGCUUGGGGUUACGAAGGUCCUAAUGUUGGUACACCACUGGUCGUGUACAACAAGACCGAUCAUGCUUGGUGGGAAGAUAUCAGCUUGAAUGACUCCAAGUACCUACCUGAAAAAAUACAGGAAGAGCUGGAAAGUAUCGGUAGGACUGUCAAGUAUCCGGAAACCGUCAAUCUGUUCUUCUUCUGUCAUGGAAGUAAUUCAGGAUCCCUCCAACUUGGGCACGGGAGUUUAGGGAUAGAGGAUCUCAGCAGCACAAUCACAUCAAAGUUCAAACCUGGCGUUCAAGUCAAUGUCGUACUUGCAUCCCGCUACUCUGGACUUCUACUCGACUUGAUCAAGGACCGGGAUAAUCACCGCAGGAGUGUUCAGAUUUCAGCCUCAGCAAUGGAGAAAUAUUCCAUCAAUCUCAGAGUGAACGGACCUCCCGUCGUCGCCACGUACAUCAGUAGCCUGAUGUUAGGUCUCAAAGCUGCGCAGCGGGAGAUUCCAGCAACAACGUUGCAGCAGCAUAUCGACUUCGUCAACCAAAGUGGAGUCUCCAGUAGUGAAAGAGUGACUGGCCAUGAGCAAGUCUACCAUGAUGGAUCCCACAGUGCGCUCAAUGCCGUGCUAAACCUUUUCCUUCGCUCUUACAAUGUUCAAACAUUCGAAGAAGGUGAGAAACCAAGACGACAGAACUUCAUACCAGUCCAACCUACACUCGUCAGUGCAACUGGGACGCAAACGUCGGCUGUAGAUUCGGCUCAUGUUGAAAUUGCCCAACCUACACUCAUCACUGCGUCUGAUACACAAAACUUAGCUGGAGGAUCGGCUUCUGUCGAAAAGACCCACACCCACGAUAGUGGAAUCCAAUAUAAGAUUGAUCAGAACAGACAAGCCCAACCUACCCUCAUCAUUGCGCCCAGCACACAACGCUCGGAUGUAGGAUCAGCUUCUGUUGGGAAGACCCACACCUUCGUUGAGGGGAUACAAUACGAGAUUGACCAGAUCAGACGCAUGGCGGGACACAGCGUCUAUGAAGCUUGCUCAAGCAACGACAAAGCUUUUUUCACCAACAUCUACCAGAUGAGCAGCCCAGAUUUUGUCCAACGACACCAGGAGCUGUUCAAAGAAGUCUUGCUCGGCCUCCGAUGGCGAUUCCAGCUCCAAGAGAGCUACAUGUUCACUUUCGAUGAGCUUCUCCGUGAUGAGCUUAUCAGCAAGGAAGCCCUUGUACAGCCAAUGAACAUCGGACCUUACUGCGAAGAGGUCUUCCAGAUCGUCAGCUUGUUGGAAGUAUUCGACGGAGGGGCUGUUUGUGGAUUACAUGCCUCCUCUUAUUCAACGCUCACCGGCAGACUCGGCCAUGGGUAUUUCGAGAUGCCUGUCCAAUGGCUCGCUAUUUUGAUACUUCGAUCCUAUCCUGAGACUGAGUUGCAACACAUCAUCUCACGGUUCGUGACCACUGAUAUAUUUGGGACUCUGCACGAGAAGUUCUUGGAAUUCGCUCCCAAGCCUUUCCGCGUGAGGAACAUGCCCGACGUGAGUGUUGCACGGGACAAAUACGACGCGGGCUCAUACGAGUUAGGGUUUUUCCUACCCCACGGCGUCACUGGCGAGGCUUUCAAGCAGUGGGCCGCGCUUACGGCAAAUCGUUACACACACAUCAGGGACCUCUUUGAGCAGACGUUUGGCAGGGAUACUUGGGGUCCAAGCACGAAGUUUCUCGAGCUCUUGGGAGCUUACAAGACGCUCACCCUUGAAGAGUACUUGGGCCCGCGCUGGCGUAAGGGCGGGGAGUAUGUCGAUACAUUAUCUCCCAUCUCAGGUGCAGAGUUCUCGGGUUUUCCUGUAGCCACAACGGCUUCCUUCGCAAGCUCAGCGCCUCCUUUAGUAGGGGAGGCUUUCUUCGCCGACCUUCAAGAGGAGGGGGAUUUAGAGUGGUUGUUCCUUUGA
This is a messenger RNA of Boeremia exigua, 2185 nucleotides long. RefSeq lists its product as uncharacterized. The coding region runs from base 59 to 2185 and encodes 708 amino acids. The transcript has a single exon. Lineage: Eukaryota; Fungi; Ascomycota; Dothideomycetes; Pleosporales; Didymellaceae. The record is from RefSeq and is a predicted model, not a curated record.